CAGUUUUUGAACCAGUCUGCCAUAGACCGGGCUGGAAGUGGGUGAACUGGCCAAGUGGCGCCAAGUGGCCAGCAAGGCCAUGACGCUGGGCCUACAAUGGAUUGUGGAUAGGAUCACAUUUCCUUCGCCGCCAUCCUCUUACUCCCUGACGUCUCACCCGGAGCUCUUCUUCUUGCCAACUAGGGGCAAGCCAUCAAAUCAUCCAGGGGUACCCUGCAUGCUCUACGCAAUUCGGCAAGGGGCUCCUGUGCUUCUGGUGCAUGCCCACAGCAAUGGCUGUGACAUUGGCGACAUGCGCCAAACGCUGCAGAGUAUCUCCGAAUCUUUGAAAGUGCAUGUGAUGUCAUUCGAAUUCCCGGGGUAUGGGUUGCAUCUUGGCAAUGCAAACAUGCGGUCUAUCGAUGAUGCCGCAUCAACAGUUCUGCACUACAUUGCACAUGACCUGAAGAUCAACUUAGAACAGGUCGUGUGGUAUGGCCGAUCCAUAGGCUCAGGCCCUGCUUUGCGGUCAGUACACCGGAUCAGCCAGGAGCUGAAUCAGCAGCCUGGUGGAGUGGUACUGCAGUGCGGCUUCGCAAACUUCCCAGAGGUGGCGGGGCACCUCUUCGGCCGUCUGGCGAAGCGACUGGUCAACCGACUUUGGCCCAAUGAGGCAAUGCUGAAAGACCUGAAGUGUCCCGUGCUCUUGAUACACGGACGCAAUGAUACGAUGAUCCCUAUCACACAAAGCGAGAAGCUUUGGGAGGCCGUGCACUUGAAGGAGCUCAGCCACUUUCAUAUUUGUGACUGCGGCCACAAUGACUUCAACUUUCGUCGCUGUACCCUGCGGCCGAUCUACGACUUUCUGCUUGGAGUUAUUUCUCACCCCAGCUUUCCUGCCACCAACUUCCAGAUCGAAUUGGACUCGUCAAGACGGGCGCUGGUGCGGCACAUAGGUCCUUUGCGUGGACGCAUCCCGGUGUACAGCUUUCGACGUCCAGAGUUGGAGGAUUGGUUGCUCCGAAUAGGAGGCCAGUUGGAUGGACCGAAGGGGAGCAGCUUUGAGACACAGAAGUCUUUGGCCAACGAGGAGCAGGUGAAGCGAGAGGACACCAAUACUACAGGCAAAUUCGAGGGCCGAGAGCUGAAGAGCCCUCCUUCUGGUCUGCAGUCACCGCCAGGCAAGCGUGCCAGGGCGAAGAGCAAGGUUGAAAAGCAACUCUUGGUGCCAGACUAUAGCAUUAUGCCACACAUUGAGGACAUUGAGAAAGCCUUCUGUGAUCCUGAAGGCAUGGUCCGCACGUGUGCUGCACGCGUGAGCCAAUUUCUCCAGCGGCUGCAAAGGCAGCUCGCAAGAAUUGAGGGCUUGGAGCACCGGACGGUGGAUGAGAUCGUGGACUUCGUUGAAGCAGAGUUUUGGGCCUGCGAUCCCUUACUAUGCUUAUGGGAGGAGGUCAGCUUGCCAACUGGAGACCAUGUGCGCUACCGUUUUGGGCCUUUUUGCAUUGAUCAUCAAGGCCAUCGUAGUUUUCAACCGAACUUCGACUCCAGUUCGCAGUUUCUACGAGUUCCUUUGUGGAUCUUUGCGCCAUCGCAAGCUCACUUCCGAUGUCUCACAGAGUGGAGCCUUGUGCACUCCGAUCGCCUUCGGCAGCUGCCAAGCUCCGGUGAGGGUACUGGCAGCUGCGGUGGUUGCUGCUGUGUGCCAGGUGGCUUCCGAAGGAAGCCUGACAAGAGGCGUUCCAAAGCUGGGCAACCGACCAUGGGAUCAUUGUCGACUUCUUUGGCGGCACACUUUGCCAAUUGGGUUGAGAAGAAUGAAGAUAUCAAGGGCAUGUUUGAGAGGUUUGCUCAGCUUUACAACGACCCAGACGAGACCUUGCGCAAGUCAGCUGCCAUGGAUCCGUAUGCGUCGUUGAAGACCUUGCCGGGCGACACCAGUUCGCCGACUUCACCCAUGUCCUCUGACAAGGAGGAGGGUCCAUGCCCACCAAAUAGCCUGGCCGGUAGUAUCAUACCGGAGAGCAAGGCAGAAGAGCCAAAAGUUACACCUCCAGGAAAGUUCAGUGCUGGGUGCCGGCAGUGGCUUUUGCAAGACUCAGGAAACCAAUUGCAGCCGUUUGUUGAGCUGGCAAUGCGGAUGCGGUUUCCAGGUGGCCCGAUUGUGGUGGAGACCGAGAGACAGGAAGGUCAUGCCUUGCCAAAUCCAGCAGAUACGCGGCAGACAGCAGAGUACGUGGCCAAUCCCGCAGCGCAGGUUACCAUUGCAGACAGGUUCACUGGCUGGGCGGCUGCUGGCUUUAUCCUACACUACGAACGUCUGCUAGAAGAGUCGCAGGAGGAUCCUCUGAGACCAGAGCUCCGGAAUGCCGGCUUCGCAGUGAGCAAAGCUGUCAAGGCUUUUGCAAGCGCUGACCUACGUGCACGCCGUGAGCAGGGCAACAUAGCGAUGCGCCAACGCCUUGAUCAGCUUGCUGCCAACAAAGAUGAUGGUGUGCCAGAACCACCUCCAGACUAUCAAGAGGCUGAGCAAGCUAAGGGGCCCACGUCAGUAACACCAGCUAUGCCGACAUCCCAUGUGGAAGGUUUGUGAAUGCAAACAUGGGAUGUGAGAGCACCCCUGAACCAUCUACGGAUGGACAGCUUUCUGACUGGAUGCAGCGUGUAGUGUAGCGGACAUAACCC
Molecule: messenger RNA, 2664 nt
Organism: Durusdinium trenchii
Lineage: Eukaryota; Dinophyceae; Suessiales; Symbiodiniaceae
Source: the annotation of a GenBank genome assembly